Pogona vitticeps (central bearded dragon) is the source of this 7865-nucleotide messenger RNA. It is a transcript of the gene ENAH, whose product is annotated as ENAH actin regulator. The record is from RefSeq and is a predicted model, not a curated record. Gene Ontology annotation, molecular function: profilin binding; SH3 domain binding. Gene Ontology annotation, biological process: actin polymerization-dependent cell motility; actin polymerization or depolymerization; axon guidance. Lineage: Eukaryota; Metazoa; Chordata; Lepidosauria; Squamata; Agamidae.
UGCGUGCCUGCUGCCGCCGCCGCCGCCACCGCGCGGCGUACGCGCCCCCCUCCCGCCUCGCGCGCCUGGUUUUUCCCCCUCUCCGAGCCGGUGUCUUGAGGGAGCUGCUUGCGCGUUGUUCUCUGACUCUCUUUCCUCUUGUCUUGUUCUCCCCUCCUUCCCCGCGUCAGUCUGGCGUGUCCGUUGGGUCCUCUACUGCUCCUCCUCCCCCUCCCCACCCCGCUCCGCUCCGAGCAUUCCUCCUUCCCUACCCUCUCUCCUUGACUUCUUUGACUCCCCGCUGUGGUCGGGUUGGGCCGAGCAGCCGACUCGGAGGGCGCAGGCGGGCGAGUCAGUCUGCGAGGGUUGCCAAGGCAAGGGACUGGCUGGCGCCUGAGGAGGACACCCCCCUCCCCUCUCCUUCGUCGUCGUCUCCUCCUCCUCCUCCUUCCUUCCCUCACUCGACGUCGCCUCUUGAAAACGACCCAGCCGGCUUCGGAGAAGAGGAGAGUGCGAGGAGUGGGGCGGGGGGGGGAGAGCGCCCCCCCGGACCUUGGGCAGCAACAUGAGUGAGCAGAGUAUCUGCCAAGCCCGAGCUGCCGUAAUGGUCUAUGAUGAUGCCAAUAAGAAGUGGGUACCAGCUGGUGGGUCUACUGGGUUCAGCAGAGUUCAUAUAUAUCAUCAUACAGGCAACAAUACGUUUCGAGUAGUUGGUAGAAAAAUUCAGGAUCAUCAGGUGGUAAUAAAUUGUGCCAUUCCAAAAGGACUGAAAUAUAAUCAAGCAACACAGACUUUUCACCAGUGGCGGGAUGCUAGACAAGUGUAUGGACUCAACUUUGGCAGCAAAGAAGAUGCCAAUGUCUUUGCAAGUGCCAUGAUGCAUGCCUUAGAAGUGUUAAAUUCACAAGACUCUGGUCUGACGUUGCCUCGGCAAAAUGCACAAGUUGCUCCACAAGUGCAAAAUGGCCCAUCUCAAGAAGAUUUAGAAAUGCAAAGGAGACAGCUGCAAGAACAGCAGCGACAAAAGGAGUUGGAAAGGGAGAGGAUGGAGCGUGACCGAAUGGAACGUGAAAGACUGGAGAGGGAAAGGCUCGAACGAGAGAGGAUGGAGCGAGAGAGACUAGAAAAGGAAAGACUGGAACGAGAGCGAGUAGAACAAGAGCAACUGGAGAGGGAGCGGCAAGAGAGGGAGCGGCAGGAACAAGAUCGGCAAGAGCGCCUAGAGAGAGAAAGACAAGAACGAGAAAGACAAGAGCGAGAGAGAUUAGACUGGGAAAAGCAGGAAAGAGAAAGGCAAGAACAACUAGAACGAGAACAGCUGGAAUGGGAAAGGGAAAGAAAACUAUCAAAUGCUGCUUCAUCUUACGACAACUCCCUGUAUAGUACUUCACUUCCUGAAUACUCCAGUUGCCAGCCUCCUUCAGCACCACCUCCUUCAUAUGCUAAAGCAAUGUCAGACUCUACUCCAGAUUAUGCGGUGGUGACUUCUGCACAACCAGUUGCCUCUCCCCCUACACCACCUCUAAGGCACUCUGCAUCACGUUUUGCUACAUCGUUGGGCUCUGCCUUUCACCCUGUUCUUCCCCAUUAUGCCACAGUUCCUCGUCCAAUAAACAAAAAUUCUCAACCACCUUCACCUGUGAACCCCCCUACCUCUUUGCCCCCAAGUACAAAAUCCACUACCUGGUCUGCUUCUAGUUUUGCUCCUCUUCCCCCUUCUCCUCCUGUGAUGAUUAGCAGUCCCCCAGGCAAAGCCACUGGUCCAAAGCCUGUUCUUCCAAUUCCUGUUACUGCUCAGUUAUCGCAAAUGUCACCAUCCCCUACUGCACCCAACGGUCUUCUAGAACUGGCAAAUUACCCAGUUCCUUCACCACCUACCUCAGGUCCAACACCACCACCGCCAAAUUCCUUUCAGCCUCUUUCAGUCUCCGGACCUCAAGCUUCUUCUCCAAGCUCCCCUGUUGCCUCAGCUCCCUCAUCCAAGCCUAGUGUUCUCCCUUCUCCCUCUGCAGCUCCCCCUGCCUCUGUUGAGAGCUCUCUAAACUCUGUGCUGGGAGACUCUUCUGCUUCUGAGCCAGUCUUGCAGACGGCCUCUCAGCCGGUUGAACCUCCGUCCCAGCAGGGUGUUGUACAAGGAUCACCUGCACCCCCACCCCCACCCCCUCUUCCACCUGGUCCUGUCCAGUCUCCACCAGCAGUCCCACCUCCCACUGGGCCACCUCCACCACCCCCUCUUCCACCUUCAGGGCCGCCACCGCCACCACCACCACCACCUCCCCUUCCUAACCAGGUUCCUCCUCCUCCUCCUGCCCCUCCUCUUCCCACCACUGGUUUUUCCAAAGGAUUGAUGUACGAAGACUACCGUCCUAUGACAGGACUCGCAGCUGCCCUUGCUGGAGCCAAACUCAGAAAAGUAUCACGGAAUGAAGAAUCUCCUAAUCUGAGUGGAGGAACAAGUUCUGCUUCUCCGAAAACAGAUACUGGUCGUGGAAAUGGGCCACUUCCCCUUGGAGGAAGUGGAUUAAUGGAAGAAAUGAGUGCACUGUUGGCAAGAAGGAGAAGAAUUGCUGAAAAGGGGACUUCAGAACCAGAACAGAAAGAAGAAAAAAAUGAAGAACCAGAGCCUUCAGCAUCCAAGCCUCCUUCAACAAACACACCUGAACUGACAAGAAAGCCUUGGGAAAGAACAAAUACAGUGAAUGGAAGCAAGUCACCUGUUAUCUCAAGACCAAAAUCUGCAUCUUCUGGGCAGCCCAGUACUAAUGGAGUACAGUCAGAAGGGGUAGAUUAUGACAGAUUAAAACAAGAUAUUUUAGAUGAAAUGAGAAAGGAAUUAACAAAGCUAAAAGAAGAAUUAAUUGAUGCAAUCCGGCAAGAACUGGGCAAGUCAAAUACAGCAUAGAGAAAUUAGAACUAAGCUAUCAUGACCACCAGUUUUGGCACAAAACCAACUACAUUUUGUGAGCCGUUAGAAGAAAAUGGAAAAAUACACUAGGAAGAAGAAGAAAGAGCGACAUUCUGAAAACGUUCAGACAUCACUAUGGUGAUACUCUUUCCCUUUGCUGCUGUUUUCUGACUUUCAACAGGGUGGAAAAUAGUCUUAAAUUGCGAUAAUGAUUUAUGCAGAAAAUCAUAUACCAGUCGGACAAGAUCACAGUACACUGAAAUGUUUUCAUAUCAAGAUGAAGCUGCACAUGCACAGUUUAUUAAGACAAAAAAGAGAAGAAAAGCUUGGGGAGGCUUUUAAGAGAGGCUUUCUUAAAGAAGGAUUUAGCAAGUUAUGCUGUACAAAUGUAUCUCAGGUUAGUCUUCCUAUCAUGUUGAAUAUUUCUGUGAAUUAAAGAUCAAACAUGACUUCGCUUCACAAACUAGAACAGAUAGGAGAGUGUGUUGUGAAACACAGUAUUGGUGAAUGAGAGAUCUAGGAUGUGUGUUUUGUAAUCUUAUGAUAGGAAGCCUCUCUAGUUAGCCUUCGUACUGUUUUGUAGAGAAAAAUGCAAAUGCUGUCCAGAACAUAAAGAUGUAGAUGCCUUCCUAAAAUGUUAUGCUUUACCAAAUUCAAGGAUUCUCCAGAAUACAAAUCAGUGGUCAAAUGUAAAUUGUUAGAUUGUUAGACACUUACCAUAGAUUUUUGAGCUUUUAAGAUUUAUGCAUGUAGACUUUUUUGUAAUAUAACACAACCACAGAGUUGGCUUUUUAAUUUAAAACAUCCUUGCAUGCCACAAAUAAUAAGUAGCCUUUUUACAGUAAGGCCUAGAUAAUGCCCAGGCAACUUGGAAGGUUGGGACAGGGGGUGACUUUUUUAUUUAAAAAGUUUGUAUUAAUUGCUGCACUAUUUUUCCUUAUAUUGCAUGCAUGUGUAAUAAUAAGGAAAAUGUUGUGACUUAUCAGUAACCAUGUUAAAUAGAACCAAGUACUUAAUAUUUUUGUAUCAUUACAUUCGUAUUUCAAAUUUAAUAAUGCUUCAGUAAUAGCAUUAUCAAUUGGUUCUGUUCUUUUCUUAACUUGAUAUAAAUUAAGCAUCAUGAUUAUCCGUAGAUACGAUUUUUAAAAGAGGCAUAUAAAAGUAAUAGAAUACUUCUCAUAAUAGUUCCUUGCACCAUGAAUUGAGGCAAGUUCUUUAAACCUGUUUAAUUGAAGGUUGGGGAGAUGUUGAUGUUAAUCAGUGCAAAUAUUGUGCUCUCAAUCCUUUAAUCUAGAAGCAGACAAAUUGUGGUGUUCUCUAAGUUGUUGGACUGUAGCACUCAUCAGCAAUAGCCAGCAUAGCCAGUAAGUAUGACAAGAGCUCCCACAUCUGGAAGGCCACAUGUUUCCCACCAGGUUAAGUGAUUGAUAAAAGCCAUGAGAUCAUGGGCUGUUGUAUCCUCAUCCUCUCCCCAGGAAAAAUUCUUCUUGCCUUUUUCUCACCUCCUGAAUAGUGAUUACAUUACUGCUAGCUUCAGCCUUAGUAAGCUUCUAUUUUUAUGAGGAUUUGAAAGCAGUUAGUGCCAAUGCAGUCUUUAACAGUGGCUAAAGCUGGUAUGGUAUGUUAAAACAUAUCAGUCGAGGGCUCAAGAUGGAAGAUGAUGCACACUACAGCUUGCUCCUGCUUUGAACCUACAGUAUAUAAUUAGCGGUCAAAUACACACGGAAUCACAAUGCAGGGAAAGUCUUAAGAACAAUGGUGGCAAAGGUAUAUUUUUAAGGACUUCAUCUACUUGGCUUCAUCUCUGAUCCAGCAUUUGAAUAUUUACAUAAAUUCCUGUGCAGACUUUCAAAAAGUAAGCCUGAGUAGGAGAAAGGAAGAGAAUCUUCUUUCAAUUGAAUUUAUGAUUUGACAAAUAAUGUGCAACUGAAUCUUAACCUGUCCUUUACAACCUAAAUUCUCCAUUCUAUAUUAGUGCCAUACAUAUUUUGCAAUUUAAACUGAUUUUAAAAUAACAUGUUUGGCAUAAUUACUAUUUUUUAAUUACCUAGUUUCAUGCAGUUUAGUUAAUAAAGAGCUUUAAUUAGCACAUCCUCCCAAGUGUUGUACACCAAAGCAAACUAACAACUAUUAUUGCUGCCUAUAUGCUUGAAUGAGGAAAUUGUCACUUCCCCUGUUUUUGCAAGAUACGGCUUAUAAAGUGUAACCCCGAGUCAGUGCUUAAUUUUAAAAUGUUCUCUCUGCAUGCAUUAGCUGAAGGCAUUUAAAUCUCAAGGCAAAUAAUGUUGCUCCAAAAUUAAGUGGAAGCAUUUUCAUCUUUUAAAACUAAAUUCUUUAAAACAUGUGAUACUAAAUACUUAUUCUUGUCAGAAAUCAUGUUUGAUUUUGUUUGUAAAGAAAAUUCAGAGAUUGUCUAGCAGAAUGUUAUAAGUGGUCCAAAGGUAAGAAAAUUAAGUUACUGAUUGUGAACGAAACUGGUUAAUGCACUAAACAUUUUGUGCCUUGGUCUAAAGUUAACAUGAUUUCUGUGUAAAAGGAAAAAGAAUCAAAAGUUCUUUAAUUCUUUCUACAUGCAUAGUUGCAUAACCCUGAAUUGGACUGUUUGGAAAAUCUACUUUUAGUUAAACUGUAAAUUAAGGCUGUUGUACUGACAGCAACACCAUUGUCAGACGUUCUUGUAAUCAAAAUUAGCUACCGGUUAAUAGGUUAUUUUAAUUACUGUUCUUUUAAAAUGUUAUGAUGGUUCCUGUCUUUUGUACAGCGGAUGCCUUAAGCUGAAUAUGGUUUAGGGGAUCACUUUUAAUUCAAGGAAGGUACUGCUUUCCUCAACACUGUGAUCUGAUCUGUGAUAAAUCUGUCCUAUCCAUACACAAGUGGCUAACAAGUCAAUUGCAUAAAAACUGAAUGUACAAAUCUUAGUGCUGGUGCUGAAAUCUCUUCAGAGUUGUCAUGCAACAUUGUUCAAAAGGUUUUGCAAGCAUCAAGUGUCAAUCAAAACUGAAGAUGAAACACUAAUGAAUGUUGAAUUUUCAUGCAUUUAGUUUUACCUCCUUUUGAGUUUUUCAGUUAAUUCUUUGCUAUUUUUACCAUACUGUGUCAUUUUAAAAUUUCUUAAAUGCUAACUUUGUUUUGUUUGAGCAGAUGAAAUAAAAUUGCAAUAUAUACAUGCUGCUGCUAUUGUUUUUACAACUUGAUGUCAUAUUGGGGGAAAAAUAUUACUUUUAGUGUAAUAUCAAUAAAGCAAGCUGCAACCUUUUGUUUGCAAGACCUGAGCAGAAUUGUUCAUAAUAGGACCUUUUCAAAUUUAUUAAUAGCAUUGCCAUGUCAGAAAUGACUUACGGCACAAAACAAUAAUUUGUUUCUAUUGCUCUUCUAGAUUUAUAGCAUUCUGAAAGUUCUGCCUCCACAAAGAAUAUAACAGAAAGUGCUCAACUACAAUAUUGAUGCCUAAUCCAGUAAAUUGUUAGAAUUUUUUAAAGUUGCUUUUCAGCUUUGAAUCUCUUUACCCAUUUCCCCAGUGUUUUAGAAAGUACUGUAUAUACAGAUUAUACAAGCCAUCAAAAAUUAUAUCUUUUGCUGAAAUCCUAGUUUGUAUAAUUUACUUUGUUCCAAUCUGAUCAGUGAGUUUCUCUUAAUACGUUAUGUUCCCCCAUCCUCUCUUUCCAUUGCUGCCAUCUUGUGUUGAAUAAAAAACAAAGGUGGAAAUAGUGUUGUGCAGUAACACAAAGGGCAUAACUUUUGGAAGCAAAUUGCUCUCAGUUAAGAAAUCUCAGUAGACAUUAUCUGUUGCAUACUGACUUGCAUAACUUAGUAUGUGAUAACAACUAUAGAGAUUUCGGAACAUAACAAUUCACUCCCAAAACUUGCACCAUUUGUAGGACUGUGCAACAGGAUUCCAGCUAGACUGUUGUUUACACUGUUUGCUUUGUUACACUUCACUGUUGUCAAAAUAGAUCUGGAAACAGGCUUCUAAUGUAAUUGUUUCUCACAUAUUAGGUAAUACUUUUUACAUAAUUUGAGAGAAUAGAUUCUUAAUUUAAAAACCCAUAUAUACUUAAUUUAGAAAUUUAAUUUAGAAAUAUAACAUCAGUCAUUAAUUAGGUCAAACAGACUCUGAAUUACAGACUCAAUGAAUGCAGUGUAACUUGUAAUCACCUUUGUACAAGUAGAGGGCAUAAGAGAAUCUCAACAGAUUAAUAUCAAGCAGGUAAGUUACAGAUGUGUGCUGAAAAUAUGUGGGAAUAGUGAAAUAGUAGAUCUCUGACAGAUGUGUUAUAAACAGUUAAUUAAACUGAGUGGUAGAAUAUACCAGAUAGGCGGGAUAUUAAAUAAAUAAAUAAAUAAAUAAAUAAAUAAACCAUAAGACUUUAUGCUCUUCGGAAAACAGCAUUUGGUAACCUAUGUGUAAGGACCCUCUGCUGGCAGAAGUUGGACUUUUACCUGUUUGGGCAUUCAGUUUUAUUGCUUUAAUAAUAGUUAUUAAUAUUUUAAAAAUAUUUUUAAGCUUCCAAGGAAAGAAAUCAUUAUGGGUAACCACAAAGAGGCAUUCUCCUUGUACCAAACAGUAGCCUAACAUCUCGUUUGAGAUCAUUCUUACUUGAUUAAACAGAUUGUCCCUGUUAUGAUGCAGUUGGAAUCGUUGGCAAUUUCCAGCAAAAAUAUGCUGGUCCACACAACUCUGCAGUUGUGAUACUUUGGGCAAACCUUUUGCUUGGUCUGUGCUUGCUAGUUUUUUCCAUUGAAAGUGUUUCAAAAGUUUCCCUACAGUUUCUUUGUGCAGUAUGACAUUUACAAAGGUGAUAGCAUAGUUAUUUGAUGGCUGGUAUACAAAGUAAAUAUCGUUGGCUUUUGUCAUUCAAAACAGGAGCAAAUGCCUCUUGAUGCAAUCAACCACUUUUAUGUAUUCUUCACAACAGUAGUGGACUUGUUAAUUUUUACACAUCCCAGCUCUGCUUUGAAUUGGAGAUAUGAAGGUAGGACA